This is a messenger RNA of Culex quinquefasciatus (southern house mosquito), 4052 nucleotides long. RefSeq names its product ankyrin repeat and KH domain-containing protein mask. The record is from RefSeq and is a predicted model, not a curated record. Gene Ontology annotation, biological process: innate immune response. Gene Ontology annotation, molecular function: protein binding. The transcript is spliced from 10 exons. Lineage: Eukaryota; Metazoa; Arthropoda; Insecta; Diptera; Culicidae. Bases 399 to 4037 code for a protein of 1212 amino acids. Gene Ontology annotation, cellular component: cytoplasm.
AAAACUGUAGUAUUUUGUAUGAAUCGGCCAAAAAAGUUUUUGGAUUUCUGUAUUAUAAUUUGACAUUGGUCACACGCCAUUUUCAAAAGGUAGUCGCGCACCCCAAGAGAGAGCCGCAGCCCGUCGUCGUCGGUCGAAGAACAGUUUUGCGGACAUCACGCAGUAGAGAAGGCACCCGAAGUGAAGGCAAAGUGCAAAAGAAUCGUCUCUGAAAAGAAACCUUUCUCUGCUGGUCCCAUUUUUUUUUCUUCUCCGUUCGGAACCGUUUUUUCUUUCUUCCGGAGGUAAUUUUCCACAUCGUUCGGAGUGGGGUUUGUCGGUUUGACUAGUCGCGCGGCGGAACCGAUUACGUGGGUGGUUGACGCGGGGCGGAUUGGCCGACUCCGGAGUUGGCCAAGAUGCAGAAUGCGGAACAGUCCUCCGGCAGCAGCAGCCUAGUGAAGAACCGGGGGUCAAACCAGCAGCAGCAGCAGGCGACGAGGGGGGCAAGUGGGGUAAAAAAGGUGAAUCAAUCGAAUAAUUCGAAGGCCCUGCAAAAGCAGCCUACUUCGACGUCGACGUCGUCAUCCAAUAAUCAUCAUCAGUGUGGUAGUGUAGUAACUAGUGUUAGUGGCAGCAGCAGCUGCAGUGGUGUUGGUAAUAACGGAGUCUCAGUAGGCACUGGGAACCCGUCGAAUCCGAAACAGCAGCAGCAAAAUAAUUUGUGUCGUGUUCAGCAACCGGAAGUUGCAACAGCAACGACGGCAGCUUCACCUCCCGCCGCCGGAAGUGGUCCUAGCAAUGCUAAAACAAUGUCCACUUCGGCGACCAGCAACAACAACAACUCCACCACCUCCGCCAACAAUUCCGGAACAUCCGGUGGGAGCGGUGGAGGAACGAGACAGCAGCAGCAGUCCAGCGGCCACUCGUCCCCGGCCAAGUCCGACACGGAGACGACGUUCUCCGAGUUCCAGCCCCGCGUGUCGGACUCGUCGGAAUCGGACGAGGAAUCGGUGUCGGAGGUUGACUCAUUCCCCCUAGAUCAGCAAUCGAUCGAAAUUCCAGAAACGGAGUGUUCGGAUAGCUGCGAGAACGACGUCGACAUGGAUGAGUCGGACAGUUGCGACAACGACGCCGACGACAAUGAGGAUUCCGAAGACGACGAGGAGGACGACGACGACAUCCACAGCAGCACGGUCGUCGCGGGCAAGUUCCUGCUGGACAACGACGAGGAGCUGGAGCACGAAGGUGGGGGCGGCGGAGGUGGCGGUGGUGGUGGAGGCGGCGGGACCGGUUCCCACGACAAAAAGGCCCGCCUCGAAGCCCUGCUGGAAGCGGCAGACGAAGCAGCACAAGCCCUCACCCGCAUGCGAUCUAGUGAAGGCGGUGGCAGCCCGCGAGAUAAGAAAAAUGCUCUUCGUAAUUUCAGCUUGCUCUCGCGCUCGCUGCUGGCGGCCUGCACCGACAACGACGUCAACACCGUCCGGCGGCUCCUCGGCGAGGGCAACUCGCUGAACGAGGCCACCGACGACGGGGACUCGCUGCUGUCGCUGGCCUGCUCCGCCGGCUACUACGAGUUGGCCCAGGUUCUGCUGGCGAUGUCGGCGCAGGUCGAAGACCGCGGCCAGAAGAACGACUGCACGCCCCUCAUGGAAGCGGCCUCGGCCGGCCACGUGGACAUCAUUGCGCUGCUGUUGAAGCACGAUGCCGACGUGAACGCCCAGUCGUCCACUGGAAACACCCCGCUGAUGUACGCGUGCGCCGGCGGUCACGAGGACGCGGUCCGGCUGCUGCUGGAGCGCGGCGCCAACGUCGAGGACCACAACGAGAACGGGCACACGCCGCUGAUGGAGGCGGCGUCGGCCGGCCAUGUCGGAGUGGCCAAGAUUCUCCUGGAGCACGGUGCCGGCAUCAACACGCACUCGAACGAGUUCAAGGAAAGUGCGCUCACGCUGGCCUGCUACAAGGGCCACCUGGACAUGGUGCGGUACCUGCUGGAGGCGGGCGCCGACCAGGAGCACAAAACCGACGAGAUGCACACGGCCCUGAUGGAGGCGUCCAUGGACGGUCACGUCGAGGUGGCGCGGCUCCUGCUCGAUUCCGGCGCCCAGGUCAACAUGCCGACCGAUUCGUUCGAGUCGCCGCUGACGCUGGCCGCGUGCGGUGGCCACGUCGACCUGGCGAUGCUGCUGAUCGAGCGCGGCGCCAACAUCGAGGAGGUCAACGACGAGGGGUACACGCCGCUGAUGGAGGCGGCCCGCGAGGGACACGAGGAGAUGGUGGCGUUACUAUUACAACAAGGUGCAAAUAUUAACGCCCAAACCGAGGAAACGCAGGAGACGGCCCUGACGCUGGCCUGCUGCGGCGGCUUCGUCGAGGUCGCGGACUACCUGAUCAAGCACGGUGCCGACAUCGAGCUGGGUGCGUCCACGCCGCUGAUGGAGGCCGCCCAGGAGGGUCACAUCGAUCUGGUGCGGUUCCUGUUGGAGAAUCGGGCCGAUGUCCACGCGCAAACCCAAACCGGCGACACGGCACUGACGUACGCGUGCGAGAACGGUCACACCGAGGUGGCGGACAUUCUGCUGUACUACGGUGCGGAGUUGGAGCACGAGUCGGAAGGGGGCCGAACUCCGCUGAUGAAGGCAUGCCGCGCCGGUCACUGGUGCAUCGUCAAGUUCCUCAUCGAGAAGGGCGCCGACGUGAAUCGGCACACGACCAACAAUGACCACACCCCGCUGUCACUGGCCUGUGCCGGUGGCCAUCAGAACAUCGUGGAACUCCUGCUGAAAAACGGUGCCGACCCGUUCCACAAGCUCAAGGACAACAGCACGAUGCUGAUUGAGGCGGCCAAGGGUGGCCACAUUGGCGUCGUUCAGCUUCUGCUCGAUUUCCCGCACUCGUUGAUCAGUGCCAACACGGCCGCCCAGCAGAACCUCCUGAACAACGGUCAGAUCCAGCUCCAGCAAGCGCAGCAGCAACUCCAACAACAACAAGCUGCCGCAGCUGCAGCCGCGGCCGCCGCUGCCCAACAACAACAGCAGCAGCAGCUCAUCAUCACCCAAAACCAGCAACAACAGCAGCAGCAACAACAACUGCUUGCCGCACCACCCGGCCUUCACGAAGUCCCGGAAAUGAAUCGAGUCUCCAACAAGCAAAUGUUCCAACAACACCCCUCUGCCAAGGAUGGUGGCGUACUCGACCAGCAACAGCAGCAGCAGCAACAACAAUUGCUCGCCAACAACCAAAUGCUGGUCGCCGCCAACCCGAAUGUGUUCCUCGAUGGCAACAUCGCGUCGGCCGACCCCUCAAUACUCGCCCAGAUGCGACUGAUCCAGAUGCAGGGCUUCAAGGACGGUCUCGCCCACGGCCUGUCCCGAGCGCCCGGCAACAACAACAACACCAACCAGCAACAACAACAGCAUCAAGUCCUUUCCCAGCAAAUCCCAACCCACUUGGUCGCUGCCCAGCAACAACAACAGCAGGUCAUCGCCAACAACGCCGCCAUUCUCCAGCAGCAGCAGCAGCAGCAGCAACAACAACAAGCAGCUGCUGCCGCCGCCGCCGCCGGAAUUGGCAACAAACAGCGAAGUCUGCUGCGUAAAAAGCAACAACCGGCUGCGACCGCCGUAGCUCAGGCUCAGCAGAACCAGCAACAACUGUCGCCGUUCGAGCCGAAUCUAACCAGUUCGGAAGCGCAGCAAGUGCGCAGCGAACCCAUCGGCGAGGACAACGGAGGACAGCAGCAGCGGGUUAUGCGAUCCAACUACGAGGCGCAGUACCAGAAGCAGAUGCAGGAAAUGUACCAGAAGAAGGCCAACAUCCAGUUUAUUUGUGAUUCGAACGGUCCGCCGCCGACGCUGUUACCGCCCACGGGAACCUACAUCGAUAUUACGACGCCAGCUCAAGGACUGAUUUGUGGCACCGCCGGGGCCAGUUUCACCACCACCCCGAACGGGGCGCCGCCACUGCUCGGGCCAAUGUCGACGCUCGGCGUUGGUCACCAGCAGCAGCAGCAGCACGCCAUUCCAGGCAAGUGCCGCUGUGACAAAAUUCCUUAAUUUUGAAUGUUCUGU